AUCCACGCAAGGUGGUUGCUCCCGGCUUGCUGGAGCGGUGAUCCGGGGCAGGCGUCGAGGCUGCGCAGCCUGCGGUCUUCCCCCCCGUACUGUCUAGGCGGCUGGGGGAUUCGCUGGCGACCCGUAUCUCCUGUGAGGCCACGCCUGGAGGGAGCGGGCCUCCAGGCUCCCAGGAUCUUGGCUAGGACGUGCUUCGGAUCGGGAAGGGCGGCGGCAUCCCCAUUACUCAACCCCCGUCGUCUCCUGUCUCCUCCCCUCUCCCCUCAGCGGAUAAACAAACACCGGCGCGUGACUUUUAAUAACUUAAAAGCAGCUUCACCAACAUAGAAAAGUUGCUUCUUCCUUCCCCGAGCGUCGGCGCUCCUCCCCAAAUCUUCCGGCGGCAAACUGGGUGGAAGGCGUGUUUAAAAAUAAAACGUUUACGUGCUGUUUACUUUUGGGAGCCUAGUUAACAUCGUGCUUUGGGGCUUCACAUCUUCUGAGCUCAUUUAAUUACAAAAUACAGUAUGUAUUCCAGUUUUAGAAUUUCAAGUUCUUAAGGGGCGUGAAGGUUCAACAGAUUCCCUCCCACCUUUUCCACAGUUCUCCCACAGGGUGGCGGCUGACGGCGCGAUGGACCUGGCUGGGCUCCUCCUGGACGAAGAAGGCACCUUCUCCCUCACUGGCUUCCAGGACUUCACGUUCCUUCCAGGACACCAGAAACUGAGCGCUCGAAUCAGAAGGCGACUCUAUUAUGGCUGGGAUUUGGAGACAGACUGCAGCCUGGAGGAGCUCUCCAGCCCUGUGGCAGACAUUACUGUGGAACUCCUUCAGAAGGCAGCACCCAGUCCUAUUCGCCGACUCCAGAAGAAAUACGUAGCCCAUGUGUCCCGAGAGGCUUGUAUUUCCCCUUGUGCUAUGAUGUUAGCGCUGGUGUACAUUGAGCGGCUUCGGCACCGAAACCCAGAUUACCUGCAACAUGUGUCAUCUUCUGAUUUGUUUCUGAUCUCCAUGAUGGUGGCUAGUAAAUACCUUUAUGAUGAAGGGGAGGAAGAGGAGGUCUUCAAUGAUGAAUGGGGAGCUGCUGGGGGAGUUGCCGUGCCCACUCUCAAUGCCUUGGAGAGGGGCUUUCUGAGUGCCAUGGAUUGGCGUCUCUACACUGAUCCUAGGGAGAUCUUUGAGGUGCUGAGUUGGCUGGAGAGCUGUGUGGCUGAGCAGCAAGGACGACGGCGGGGCUGGUAUACCUACACAGACCUGUGUGUGCUGCUGGAGCAGCCGGUGUGGCAGCUCUCUCUGGGCUCCCUCUGCCAGCAGCUGGUAAAGCUGUCCUGCCUGUUAGCUGUGGCAUAUGUGAGCAGUGUGGCCCUAGCUGUGGCAUCCGUGGCUGUAAUACACCAGUCUUUGGGGCUGUCCUGCAGCCCCUCACCAGGUCCUCCUGACCUCAAAGUGGUCUCCAAGAACCUCUUUCAGCCCUGCGUACCAUCCCCUGUGCCACAGUGCCUGCCUAAUGUCUCUAGCUGCCUGGAAGGCAACAUAGAGUUGUCUUCACCCUGGGGCAGUCUUCUGGCCCCGUUGACACGCCCUCUGACACCUCCUCCAGACCUUCCUGCUCCAUCUACUUUUUUUCACAAAUGUCCCUUUUGUCAGAAGUUCCAGAGGAGCUCCCCAAACUGCCGCGUCUGCCACCAGCCUAACCACACGGUGUCUACUGGUCCUUCUCGACCCUUUUACCAUACUUAUGGUGUGGCCCCACCCUGGCUGUGGAGUCCAGUGGUCCCUCCAUUCCUUCAACCCCAGCAGUGUUCUCUUUUUAGUGUCAUGGAGCUGGCCCGACUCAAGUCUUUCAUUUUCCCUGGUUAGAUAGGGUUGGAGGAGUGCAUUAAGAGGGCAUGGGAGGUCCCUGAGAACCUGGAAGAAGAAAACUUGGAUUUAGAUGUUUGCUACCUCUCUGGGUUCUUAGCUAGUCCCCUGUCCUCCUGGGUAGGAACCUAAGGGGUUAUGGGUCAGGACAAGGUCAUUCACUCCCUUAGACCUCAGAAGCUGGCUAGUAGGCCAGGGCACCAAUGGUGCCUGGGACAGGUUCAGCUCAGUGACCAGGGGUGUGUCACAGAUGACAGAGAAGCCCCUAUCUGUCUGCCUUCCCAAGCCUGGGCAGGUAGAUUUUUUGCUUUGAAAUUUCCAAAGAUGGAAAGAUAAAGGUGGGAGGUGAGGGAAGUGGAUGAGGAGACGAAAGAAGCACUGAUGUGGUUCUAUGUGAUGUCUCUGAGUCAGGAAAACCAGGGACAGAUGGUACCAAGAUGGAAGUUGCUGAGGGAGGGAAGGCUUCCUGAGGCUGGAAGCUUGCCACACUCAUCCUGUGGAUGUAGUUGUCACAGCCAAGGAUUGCUGCUGGGGCCUUCAACCUUGUCCUUUUUGUCUUCCAACUUUAGCGUCCUGCUCUACGGCUUCCUACUCUACUGGUUUCUUUCUAGGUGUUCUCUUCACAGGCCUUUCUGGGCACCACUGCUUUGUAUCUGGGUUUUUCAUGCUUUUGUAGAACUGAAGUUUCAAUAAACGGUUUCUGUUGCA
This is a messenger RNA of Psammomys obesus (fat sand rat), 2547 nucleotides long. It is a transcript of the gene Cnppd1, whose product is annotated as cyclin Pas1/PHO80 domain containing 1. The record is from RefSeq and is a predicted model, not a curated record. The transcript has 9 exons. Gene Ontology annotation, molecular function: cyclin-dependent protein serine/threonine kinase regulator activity; protein kinase binding. Lineage: Eukaryota; Metazoa; Chordata; Mammalia; Rodentia; Muridae. Gene Ontology annotation, biological process: regulation of cyclin-dependent protein serine/threonine kinase activity. The coding region runs from base 613 to 1839 and encodes 408 amino acids. Gene Ontology annotation, cellular component: nucleus; cyclin-dependent protein kinase holoenzyme complex.